CUGUGUCAGGAAGUGCCAGAAGGGCCUCGUGUGUUUGGAUUUAAAAUUUUCAGUCAGCCUCAGAGUUGGAGGCCUCAAUUCUAAAGAAAGCAAAACCACUUUAGUCACUACGGGUAAAUACAAACGCCGAAGCCUCCUCCGCCUCCAAAUUUAAUGCACCGGCAGGCGGAAGACCUAUAGGGUCCGGUUCAGAAAAGGGCCCGUCAGGACCUCGAGCCCAGGAAUAAAAGAUCCUGGGGACUCUCCUGGCCGCCCGGUUGGAAAGGCAACAUCGCAGGCCGCCGGCUCUGGACCCUGAUGACCCGGGCCCUGCUUCAGCCCGGGCGAAGAGGGAAACUGAAAGCGUUGGUUUUUCCUUGAGGGGGAACGAUGACUGCAACGCACCGGAAACGGCGCGCUGAGAGGCCCGCGGGAGCGGCGGAGACGCCGCCUGAUGGCAUUGAAACGAAUGGGAAUUGUAAGUGACUACGAGAAAAUCCGUACCUUUGCUGUAGCAAUAGUAGGUGUUGGUGGAGUUGGCAGUGUGACUGCUGAAAUGCUGACAAGAUGUGGCAUUGGUAAGUUGCUGCUCUUUGACUAUGACAAGGUGGAACUGGCCAGUAUGAAUAGACUUUUCUUCCAACCUCAUCAAGCAGGAUUAAGUAAAGUUCAAGCAGCAGAACAUACUUUGAGGAACAUUAAUCCUGAUGUUCUUUUUGAAGUACACAACUACAAUAUAACCACAGUAGAAAACUUUGAACGUUUCAUGAAUAGAAUAAGUAAUGGUGGGUUAGAAGAAGGAAAACCUGUUGACCUAGUUCUUAGCUGUGUGGACAGUUUUGAAGCUCGAAUGACAAUAAAUACAGCUUGUCAUGAGCUUGGACAAACAUGGAUGGAGUCUGGGGUCAGUGAAAAUGCAGUUUCGGGGCAUAUACAGCUCAUAAUUCCUGGAGAAUCUGCUUGCUUUGCGUGUGCUCCACCGCUUGUAGUUGCUGCAAAUAUUGAUGAGAAGACUCUGAAACGAGAAGGUGUUUGUGCAGCCAGUCUUCCUACCGCUAUGGGAGUGGUUGCUGGGAUCUUGGUACAAAAUGUGUUAAAGUUUCUGUUAAAUUUUGGUACUGUUAGUUUUUACCUUGGAUACAAUGCAAUGCAGGAUUUUUUCCCUACUAUGUCCAUGAAGCCAAAUCCUCAGUGUGAUGACAGAAAUUGUAGGAAGCAACAGGAAGAAUAUAAGAAAAAGGUAGCAGCACUGCCCACACAGGAGGUUGUUCAAGAAGAGGAAGAGAUAAUACAUGACGACAAUGAGUGGGGUACUGAGUUGGUAUCUGAGGUUUCAGAAGAGGAACUGAAAAAUUCUUCAGGUCCAAUUCCUGACUUACCUGAAGGAAUUACAGUGGCAUAUACAGUUCCCCAAAAGCAAGAAGAUUCUGUACCUGAAGUAACAGUGGAAGAUUCUGGUGAAAGCUUGGAAGACCUCAUGGCCAAGAUGAAGAACAUGUAAAUAAUGGACUGGCCUGUAUUUUAUUUCCUGUGUCUAAACCUGUUCCCUAGCAAUUAAAAAGAAAAUCAUUUAAAACUGAGAAAACUUAGGGCAACAUCAGUUGAUGUAUAAUCUUCACUGAAUUGUUAUACUGUUUAAAAAUACUGUGACCAUUGCUUGUUACUCUCCCCCCCACAACUAAAUCAGAAACUCUCCUAAAACUUAUGUUUCAUUCUAGUAAGAAAACGUCAAAGGAUUAUUGCAGGCAGUUAUAAAUCUUAUUUAAAACUUAGCCAUUGAACUGUUUUGGCCUUUUGGGAGGGGUGGGAAGAAAGGACCAAUUUGAUUUGCCUGAGGCCAUGGACAACAGAAUAGUGUGUGGUCAAGUAUAGGGAAAGGACAAGAGGUACAACCUAUUGAUUAGAGCCAGCAGGCAUCUACUCAUUGUGUUUGGAAUUGCUCUCUACAGGAAAACUGCCCACUACUACUAACUUGAGCAACAAUGAAUUUCAAAUAGUAAACCUAUAAAAUAAAAACAUCCUUUCAAAUGUUUCCUGAUGAAACACAAGCUGAAAUACAGUCAUUGGAAAAGUUUGUAAACCUCUGAAUUAUAUAUUCAAAACAAGACAGAGUCAAAUAAGAGGAAGCUUUCUUCUUGGAUAGACAGAUAAAGAUAUUUUCAGGAUGUACAAAUUAUAUUUCUGCACUGAUUAAGAAAAAGCAUAUCAUCUGUGGAACAUAUAUCUGAGUCAGUGUGCUUUAUUGAGGAGCAAAAGAUAAAUUUAGGCUAAGAUCAUCUAAAUUAUACCCAUCAUAUGGGCUACCUUCUAAUACUUUAUUUUAUUUAAAUUUGAUUCCGUGGGUAGUUAGAUAUUGGCAAAGGUUUGUCCUGGAUAACAGACAAUAAAAGAGGUCAAAAUUGCCUCUGCAACGAUUGACAUGUAUUUCUUCACAGGGAAGAGUAUCAUUUUCCCUGAUCGUGACCACUAAAUCGUAAUUUGAUAAACUGGUUUUCUCUGGAUUUUGCAUACAAAUAAUGAAGGCUUAGAGAACCUUGUUUGAAAUAAAUUCCUAAUGGUUUGGAGAGUAAUAAAGACACAUGCAUGUGUAACCAUUAUCUGUAGGCUGGUACUAUGCUAGUCU
Balaenoptera musculus (blue whale) is the source of this 2602-nucleotide messenger RNA. Its product is annotated as ubiquitin-like modifier-activating enzyme 5. Gene Ontology annotation, biological process: protein ufmylation. The transcript has a single exon. Gene Ontology annotation, cellular component: cytoplasm; cytosol. The record is from RefSeq and is a predicted model, not a curated record. Gene Ontology annotation, molecular function: UFM1 activating enzyme activity. Lineage: Eukaryota; Metazoa; Chordata; Mammalia; Artiodactyla; Balaenopteridae. The coding region runs from base 434 to 1480 and encodes 348 amino acids.